Pseudophryne corroboree (corroboree frog) is the source of this 2420-nucleotide messenger RNA. It is a transcript of the gene DCP1B, whose product is annotated as decapping mRNA 1B. Gene Ontology annotation, molecular function: mRNA binding; enzyme activator activity. Bases 81 to 1763 code for a protein of 560 amino acids. Gene Ontology annotation, biological process: positive regulation of catalytic activity; deadenylation-independent decapping of nuclear-transcribed mRNA; deadenylation-dependent decapping of nuclear-transcribed mRNA. NCBI's taxonomy places the organism in Eukaryota, Metazoa, Chordata, Amphibia, Anura, Myobatrachidae. The transcript has 9 exons. Gene Ontology annotation, cellular component: P-body. The record is from RefSeq and is a predicted model, not a curated record.
GUUGCUAUAAGUAAUAACCGCUCUCGGCUCUCCGCCCUGCCCUCUCGGCGCUCGCUCGCUCUGGUCUGGAGAGCAGCAAGAUGGCGGCGUCCGGUAGCGGGCCCCCGGGCCGGGGCCUGAACAUCAGCCUGGCGGCUCUGCGGCGGCAGGACCCGUACAUCCAGGGCAUCGUGGACGUGGCCAGCCAGGUGGCGCUCUACACCUUCAGCCACAAGGCCAGCGAGUGGGAGAAGACUGAUGUGGAGGGAACGCUGUUUGUAUACACCAGAUCCGCGUCCCCCAAACACGGCUUCACCAUAAUGAACCGGCUCAGCAUGGAGAACCGCACAGAGCCCAUUACGAAGGAUCUGGAUUUCCAGCUACAGGACCCCUUUCUGCUGUACCGGAACGCCAGAUUUUGUAUUUAUGGAAUCUGGUUUUACAACAAGGAAGAAUGCCAGAGACUAGCGGCGCUCAUGAAAAACUUAACCCAGCAGGAGCAGCUGAAGGCACAACAGUCCGCCAACGUGGAGGUGUCCCCGAUGAGCCUGCACCCGGAAGGGAAGGAGGUGGACAUCCUGCAGAUGCUGACCAAGGCCAAGGAUGAGUACAGCAAGUAUAAAUCAUGUUCAGAGCCCAAGAUGAUAAUCAGCUCUUCAGCCAUCCAUGGUAACCCCAACCUCAUCAAACCCAUUGCAGUGAAAGCCAGCCACCCGUCACAGCCGAUGACUAGCAAGCCUGGUGAUCCGGAACCCCAGCACCUGUCCCUCACCACCCUGUUUGGGAAGCCAAAAAAGGCCCGUGCGGAUAGUACCGAUUACAAAGACCCUCCCAUGGGGCGUCCCCCAGUGGUUCGCUCCCUAUCCUACGAGGGGCUGGGUCUGUCCGCGGAGAGCUGCGAGAAGCAGCUGUGUCCUGCUAUCCAGAAGCUGAUGGUGGGGGGCGCUGACCUUCAUCCAGCCUCCAAACAGCCUGACAGCCUGCCCUGCCACAACGGCACCUUCCACCCUUCUGGAGACGUCAUCAGCAGCCUCUUUCUGCCAAUGGAGGAGGCUGCUCCGUUACCUGCGCAGGACCAUGAGAGCGGGGAGAGUCUUCUGCACAUGCUGCAAGGUCCACAUUCUACGUUACUGCAGCCUGAGCGGGGGGGACCUGCCGCUGCCGCCGUGCACUGUGCUGUGGGGAACGUUCUGGGGGGUGCUCCCCUUACUUAUUAUGACAACUCUCAGCCAAAGCAAAGGACUCCGGUGCCUGUACCUCUGAUGCCCCUCCCGUCCCAGCCUCCCCCAUCGCCUGGGGCCAUUUCUCCUCAGGAGCUUCUGAAGAAAUUAAAUCUAGUACGUCAGGACCAGCAGUUCCAGGCCACCCCCAAGCCGGCCCUGGCUGCCAAAUUCCCUGUGGUCUCCCCCAGUGCUCCAAAACCUUUGUGGGGAGAGAAGUUAUCUGCGGGGGAAAAGCACAACCCACUGCUACAGCAGGUAAUUUCUCCACAGCGGAUUCCAGCCACAGUGUCCCCAUCUCUUCUCAUCUCCCCAAUGGUGUUUACCCAAAGCAGUGCGCACAACCGGACAGCUGACGCAACAAAGCCCCCUCCUCCUGCUAACCUGCUGCUUCCGCUUUCCCUCCCGGACACCCCCAGUAACCAGUGCAGUGUCCUCACCAAGAGCCAGCUCCAGGGGACCUUGUUACACCUCCUCCAGAAUGACGAGAACUUUUUGAAUACGAUUUAUGAGACGUACCUCUCCAUGUGUAGCCGUGGAGGGCCUCCCAUCCGGAAGUUCUGACCAUUUGGUGGCACCCACUUUGUACAUUCCUCAAGCAUCGUCUGUGGUGGGGUGGUAUGAGCAGAUAAUAUGUUAUGGAAACUGCAGGCUGAGGCACCACGCAACUUUUUCUUUUUUAAACACCCGGGGUUUUUAAACCAGGGGAAAUUUUUUGUUUUGUUUUAAACUGAAACGGCCAAAACUGACCGAGGUUUGAUUAUCAAUAGCCGGAUGGAGCAAUUGUAUAACCAUUGCCCGUAUUACAAAACAUGUGUAAGCCAGUCCUUGGAAAAUAUAUAUAUAUAUAUAUAUAUAUAUAUAUAUAUAUAUAUAUAUAUAUAUAUAUUGGAAAAAACUUAUUUAAGUGAGGGCAUAAUAUGAGUAGAAUGUUUUUUUUUUUUUAAUGCAAAAAGAGAUCAAUAUUGAAUAUUUUAGUCUUACAUUUUUUUUAAAUUAAUAAUUACAAAGAAAUCUGUAUUUUUCAUAUGUGAAAUAUGAUUCAGGGCGAAUGUGUAUGGUGUUUAUCUUUGUUUUUUAGGAUAAACUAUAAAAGUUUUGCAGAUUUCAUUGUAAAUAUCAAAGUAAACCAGUUUGUAUAAUGCCCACUAGGUGGUGCUGUGAUCUUUUCCAGAUUUACUUAAAGGACCGCUGCAGCUACAAUAAAAGUUUUAUUUUGAA